AGUACAAAAUCAGACCCCAAGCUGAACACUUGAAGUAGUGAUAUAUUAAAUAAAAAAUGGGUCAAUGGGUGAGCACGUCUGCAAAUGCUCCUUUGCCUCACAACGCCUUCCAUGCUGGUCAUGACAGUGAUGGGACACCCAUCUAUGUGGGUCGUUGUGUCUACGAGGGUGACCAUGUGGCAGCCAAAGUGAUUCCCAGUAAGGGCGGAGCCUAUGUAGCUUAUGGCGGAAAGGAACAUAAGGUCACCCAUUAUGAGGUGCUGGUUGGUCAUGGAUACGCCUGGGCUGCCUGCGGUGGUGGACAUAUUCCACGGAAUGCAGUUUCCACUGGUAAAACCCGUACAGGUGAACCUCUCUAUGUUGGACGUGGUUACCAUGCCAAUUCAUUGAUGGUCGGAAAAGUGCAUCCGUCGCAUGGCUGCCUCUAUGUGCCAUUUGGCGGCAAUGAAAUUACCCUGAGAUCAUAUGAGGUGCUGGUCAAAAAUUAAUUGAUCACAAAAAACAAAUUUGCAAGAGUGUUCAUUCAAAAUAUUUUGUUUAUGUUUAUUGUUUUGUUAAUUUUUUUUAUUAAGUCCAAAGGCAAUACAAAUGGUUUAAUAAAAAGUACUGACUGGUAAAUUCUA
This is a messenger RNA of Drosophila willistoni, 623 nucleotides long. Its product is annotated as natterin-3-like. NCBI's taxonomy places the organism in Eukaryota, Metazoa, Arthropoda, Insecta, Diptera, Drosophilidae. Bases 57 to 488 code for a protein of 143 amino acids. The record is from RefSeq and is a predicted model, not a curated record. The transcript has 2 exons.